UACAACCAUGUUCAUUCAAAAGAAUUCAAACAGUAAAACAUGGCUGUGAUUAAACUUUUACUGGUGUGUGGUAUUUUCUACACAGCUUAUGGUCGUGAAUUUCAAUUGUUAAAUAACUAUGGAGAGACAGUUUGGGUUGGAAUUCAAGGAAAUGAUGGCAAAGAUCCACUAGAAGGGGGUGGUGUUGAAUUAAGUUCUGGACAACAAGUAUCAAUAAACAGUGAUGAGAGUUGGGCAGGUCGGUUUUGGCCAAGGACUGGAUGUAAUGGUGAAACAUGUGAAACAGGUGAUUGUGGUAAGGGUUUAAAAUGUGGAGGAAAUGGUGGUGCACCUCCAGUCAGUUUGGCUGAAAUUACAUUAAUGGGAGCCGGUGGACUUGAUUUUUACGAUGUAUCAAAUGUUGAUGGUGCAAAUAUUCCAAUUGCUAUGGAACCAGUAGGAGGUGAUCCUGAUGGAAGUCAAUACAGUUGUAAAAGAGCAGCUUGCUCUCAUGAUUUCCGUGAAGACUGUCCAGAUGAAUUACGACAAACAAUAGAUGACCGUACUGUUGGAUGCAAAUCAGCAUGUUUAGCAUUUGAUACUGAUCAAUAUUGUUGUCGUGGUCAAUAUGACAAACCAGAAACAUGCAAAUCCAGUGACUUUCCACAAGAUUAUCCAAAAUUCUUUAAGGAUCGUUGCCCUGAUGCUUACAGCUAUGCUUACGAUGAUAACAAAAGUACAUUUACUUGUAAUGCUCCAGCUUAUUUAAUUACAUUUGGUUAAAACUAAGAUGUUUCAUUACCAAAAAUUAAUAUGAGAUUCAUAUGAGAAUAAUAAAUUUUAAC
This is a messenger RNA of Chrysoperla carnea, 824 nucleotides long. RefSeq names its product pathogenesis-related protein 5-like. The transcript has 3 exons. Bases 40 to 762 code for a protein of 240 amino acids. NCBI's taxonomy places the organism in Eukaryota, Metazoa, Arthropoda, Insecta, Neuroptera, Chrysopidae. The record is from RefSeq and is a predicted model, not a curated record.